Molecule: messenger RNA, 792 nt
Organism: Magallana angulata
Lineage: Eukaryota; Metazoa; Mollusca; Bivalvia; Ostreida; Ostreidae
Exons: 5
Coding region: 1-549 (182 amino acids)
Source: RefSeq, a predicted model, not a curated record
AUGGAUAUUGACAGACUUCAGACAAGCCAGACGUAUCAAUCCUCUUGUAGAAGCUGUGACCAAUUGAAAGUUAACAUUGAGACUCUGCAGCGUCAGUUAUAUGAAUUGCAGCAGACAUACUCUGUCUACAACACCAGAUUAUAUCAGCUUGAACAGCAGGUGACACAAAUGCAGUCGAAUAUUCCAGGAACUGUGGCAGGCAUCAGUGGACUACAGGAUCAACAACCAACAGUUGAAGUAGUUUCAGAAAUUCUAUAUAAUGGAUUUACAAAGGCACAGCUGGAACAUGACCUUCCUAGCAGAGGAUGGAAGUCUGAUGCUAAGUGGCUGCUAAGGAGAAUGUUUUCAUUAGCAGAACUGAAAGGCCAUUCUAUAACUGGCCAUCAUGGCAGCAAAAAGACUGGAGCAGCUCGGCCCCCGUUAGAAAACCGAGACAAACUUCGAGUCCUUUAUGACAUCAUAAUGGAAAAGUAUCCUGGCCGAAUGAUUACAGACAUUAAUUUAGUGCUUGCUGAUGUGGUCAAACCGUCUGCAGCUGGGAUGUCAUGAACUCUUUAAAGGUCUAUUGGCAGCACUUGAUUUAAACUACCCCAUUAAUCGAUGUUUGACAUUAUAUCUUAUCAUAAGAUCAUUUUGAUCUGAGAAAAUGGAAUUAGGUUCGGACGCGAAGAAUUUUAAUGUGAUUUUUUAAUUAUUAUUUACACAAACUCAGGAUAUGAAUUGUGCAUGUUAAUUGUUUUUGUAUGUAUAUAUUUCAGAUAAUAUUAUCUUCAUGUAUUUAAUAAUAAUUUU